Molecule: messenger RNA, 9687 nt
Organism: Orbilia oligospora ATCC 24927
Lineage: Eukaryota; Fungi; Ascomycota; Orbiliomycetes; Orbiliales; Orbiliaceae
Exons: 14
Coding region: 1-9687 (3228 amino acids)
Biological process (GO): regulation of GTPase activity
Cellular component (GO): fungal-type vacuole membrane
Molecular function (GO): oligopeptide transmembrane transporter activity
Source: RefSeq, a predicted model, not a curated record
AUGUCUGAUCCUGAUAUCACAAGUUCCCAUUCCGACGAUAUCAAUAAUCACAAUGGUAACAAUAAUGAUAAUGAUGAUAAUAAUUAUGGGGAAGAAAAUGACAGAACCUUGCUUCUUUCCCAUAGCGGUUUACGCAACAACUCCAACACUCUCAAUGUCUCAUCAUCCAUCGCCAACAACAGCAAUGGUAUCGAAGACAUCACUGAUGAAACCGACAACAACCGUUACAACGGCCGCCAAUUCACUCUUCGUGGGAUUUUCGUCGGUUUCAUAGUCGGCACGAUCCUGGCUGCUGUCAACGUUUACUUUGGUUUGCAAAUUUUCGUUCAAACCGUAGCCGUCGCAGUCGGUUGCAUGUCCCUCACUGGCGGCUUGAUCGGCGUCAUUCCUGCCAUUGAAAAACUCUUGACAACAGAAGAAUCGGGCCCCAUUCGUCUGUCCACCCCAUCCUUGAUAAUAUGGAGCCUCGGUCUCGCCUUCUUCGGCGUCAUUUACUCGGUGCCGCUGAGAAAGCAGCUCAUCGUCCGCGAGAAACUAAAGUUUCCCAGUGGCACCGCCACCGCCACUAUGAUAUCCCUCCUACAUAAUGGCCAGGCCGACAUUCGCACGGAGGGCCUCCGUCAACGUAGAACUACUGGGUCCUAUCGUCGUAUCCGGGAAGAUGAAGAAGAAACAGAAGACUACCGGGAAACACCAUUGUCUUCUGCGCCGUAUUAUGACUGGAGAUCCCAGACCAGAAUAUUAGGCAUCGCAUUUGGCGUUUCUGCCAUCUAUACCCUUUUGACAUUCUUCCUUCCCGUCUUGCGGAAUUUGCCAAUAUUUGGAUACGAGGCCGCUCAAACAUGGCUAUGGGCGCUCAAUCCGUCGCCAGCUUAUAUCGGCCAGGGUAUCAUCAUGGGCCAGUCAACAACCCUGGCUAUGCUCUUCGGAGCUAUCAUCGGCUGGGGCGUGCUCUCCCCUCUUGCGAAAAAACAAGGUUGGGCUCCAGGCAUUGUCAAUGAUUGGAAAUCCGGGAGUCGUGGGUGGAUUGUAUGGAUUAGUUUAGCUAUCAUGUUGGCAGACAGUGUGGUUUCAUUAUCCCUGCUCGCGGUAGAUACCGCACUGCCCUUGAUGAAAACACAGCUUCGUCGGAGAAGCUUCCUAAGGAGAUACAUUCCGAUAUCUAUGGUUAUUUCAGCGGACGACGACGGCGAUGAUCAGGAUGAGAAGGAAGAAGAUGCACCAUCUGAAGAGCAGAUCGGCUUCAAGACAUUCAUUGUCUCGCUGCUACUGACAACCUUGCUUUGUAUCCUUACUAUACGGUACACCUUCCCUCAGGUCCCAAUAUACCUGACUAUCGUCUCCCUCGGUGUGGCUUUUGUCCUAUCCGUUAUGGCAGCGAGGGCGCUCGGGCAGACGGACUUGAAUCCUGUCUCUGGAAUCAGCAAGAUCUCCCAACUUUUCUUCGCGCUGAUCGUCUCCAAGACAACAAGUUCCGCUGUCCUGAUAAACCUCGUGGCAGGCGCUGUAUCAGAAGCUGCGGGGCAACAAGCGGGCGAUAUCCUUCAAGACCUCAAAACAUCACAUCUGCUAUAUGCCUCUCCGAAGGCGCAGUUUUACGGACAACUAGUGGGAGCCGCUUACGGGGCGGUUAUUUCGAGUUUGCUGUAUCGUCUGUACGACCAUGUCUACACGAUCCCUAGUAAAAUGUUUGAAAUGCCUGCAGCGAUAGUUUGGAUUGAUUGUUCACGACUGUUAUACGGUGAGGGUCUACCGCCGUACGCACAGCAGUUUUGUAUCGCAUUUGGAUUGGUUUUUGCAGCUAUGACAGCCAUAAAAUCACGGAGCAAAGCGAGUCGGUUUGCAGAAUGGCUACCCGGAGGGAUAGCGGUGGCAAUUGGAAUGUACAAUACACCAUCAUUUACAUUAGCAAGGGUGAUUGGAGGAGUGGUAGAGGGGUUUUGGAGGAGGAGAGCGACAGGAGCGCAGGAUAUGAAGAAUAGAGAGACAGGGUUGAUUCUGGUGGCGUCUGGGGCUAUUAUAGGAGAGGGCCUGGCGAGCCUGCUUCCAAACCGCUCCGGUGAUGAGAUUGAUGAUCUCCGGCGAGAUGAAAUCGUUACUACCCUGGUUGAGCUUUCCAAAAGCCAUAUCGAGGCUGUCGCCACCGAUUUAAUCCGCCUAGUGGACACAAUCACUCCUCUGGACACCUCACGACCAAGACUGCCUCCCCUCGUCGUAUUAUCUCAAACCUUCCUCGCCGAGCUCCUCGCCGACUGUCUAGGUGCUCAUUGGGACUCCAACGAAGAAGAAGAACACGGCCGCUACCGUAACGAACAUGGUGAUCCCCACCAAGGAGGCAGUAGCCCUCGUGUGUCACCUCUCACCGCUCGGAAGAUCCGUAGAAUCGGGCCUCCUCCAUUGAAUGAACAUCUAGCUCAACAUAUGCUUGACUUGGUGCUAAGGUUGUCUCCGAACCAAGUAACCAUCGACGAAUCGGUCGCAUCGCCAGCCCAACCAACUGCAACUGCGAGAAAUGGACCACAGGGACAGUCCUCCGAAGACACAAGCUAUGUAUCCAAAGCUAGCGACCUGGAUAAAGCUGUAUUCGGCAUCAUGGAAUAUCUUAGCGCUUCUAAUUGGUCGCUAGUCUUCCUAAAUCUCCAGAAAGUUCUCAAACAAUUGGGGCGGCCGGGCUCGGAUGACGUCGAUGCUAAUGGAAUACAGCUCCUCGCUCACGUAUGGAUCAAUUCAAAACAGCUCACCCUGAUCCUAAUCGAACUCACCGCCGUAUUAUACCACGUGAAAAAGCAAUACCAGCAAAUUAUUGCUCAACUACUACCGGAAGCUAUUCUAAAAUGGAUCGAUACACACCCGCAGGAGUUUGUAAACCUGCAUCUAGGCCAGCGAAGGCUGGAGGGAGGUGCCGAUGUUUUGUUUGAUAUCACUUACGCGAUGGCCGAUACAGUGAAGAGACGAGUAAUAUUCUGGCCGAUGCAGACGACGCUGUUGCUGCUUAUUCCGGAAGUCUUUCUUGGUUCUAUGCUUGGUGACACCGCUAGGAAUCCGAACACAAGAAGGAUCAAUUUCUUGGAGGGUCUUAGGAAAACUCUUCGUCUACAAAGGUCCGCCGACACCGCAGCUUCUUGCCUCGUAACAAUUUGCCGCGCUGCAAGUUACUUUGACAAUAACCCCGAGAUCGCAAUCCUGAGUUUCGCUUUAGACGUACAGAACGAAAUGAAAGAGGAGAUAUUCAAGAGGAAAUUCGACGAGGAUACCGCUCUCGACAGGGAUAUUAUGGUCAAAGCUUUUGUUUCUCUCUGUCACUUAUCGAAGGAUCAAGUUGUCGAAAACUUGCUCCCCCGCUUGUUAGAUCGUGCUUCACAUCUAUCGUACAAAGUCGUCGUCUUCACGGGGGCAGCCAUAAUAGCUUCACAAGACCGUACAAACAGCUUCCUAUCGCUCUACCAAACUAUUUCACCCGACGUCCGAAACUUCUUAUACACUGUCGGUAAUGCAAAACGAAAUAAUUCAGUCAACAGCAAUAAUGGCGUUAGUCGCAGAGUUGACAAUCAGUCGUCAGAAAGUUUAUUAUCGUCUGAGCUACUCCAUCAACUACUUGAACUUUUGAAGAUACGGCCCAAUUUACUAUUUGAGGGCGCGUCGAGAGAAGAAAGUUCUACAUUUUUCGAGAAGACUUUGUCAUGCAUCCUAAACUGCGCAAGUGAAGACGAUACCUUGAUCACAAAGUUGUCGACCGAGUUCGCAAGGCGAUUGAUAUCAAGGGAAACAACAUCGUUGAGUCCAAAUAAUGCGGCCACAAAGACAGAAGCCGAGGUUCAAAUUGAGUCCUGGAAGGGUGCAUCAGCAACUUUGGUUACUUUUUCUCGGAAGCUUCUCGAUUAUGAUCUUAGUGAUCCCACCCUGAAGGUGAUGCUUGGUUUGGUGAGAGAUUAUAUGGAAACUAGGCUAAAUUUCCUCAAGUCUCCACCCAUGAAAAAUCUCAUAGAUUCUGGAGCAGAUGUUGCCGAGAGACAGAUCGCGGGUAUCUCUUUAGAAGUAUCCUUCUUGGUCCUCCUCUGCUCGAGUGACCUUGAUAUUUGUUCUCUGAUAACCAGUGCGAUCAACAUUCUAUGUGAAGAGGGAAGACUGACCGAGAACAUGGAAGACCUAGAGAGGUCGGGCUUGAGUGUCAUGAAAAACUACGCUGUAUACUCAGAGCUCUCCUCUCCGAACUUCCGUAUGACCGGCCCGGUAGCCUUUCAAAAGAGGCUGAGGAAACUGCUAGUACGGAUGAUACGCCCCACGGCAGGUAUCCUCACAGCUUGGGAGGCGGUUUUCACGAAAUGGAAGACGCUCUGCAAGGUUGUCGUGAGCGGAUCAUCUUCUCGGCAAUCCGCGGUUGAUGAACGGACCCUCGUGGAAUGGAGAAAUUACUCUGGCUUCCUAGCUGCUUUGGGCGGUUGCUGUAUCUCUCCUCCACCUCAAGAAAUUCGACCGGAUGACGCAUCUGUAGCUGGUCUGAGAUGGAUUGAUCGGUUAGCCCCAGACGGUGACCCCUACUCUCUCCUAGAAAGAUUCAUGCGCCAGUGUCUCCAGUUGCUAGUAUGCAGUUCAUUGAAUGUUCGAGAGGCGAUCCGUGAAGUUCUCGGGUCCGAAAUGAACCCGAGGCUUUAUGUUUCGUUCUUUAGGUCGCUAGAGAUCGAGUUGAACAGUGUCUUCGAGAACAACCCCAAUGCGAUUGCACAGUCCGCUGACGGGAAAUUAUUGUUUGCGGAGCAAUCUACGUCAUUGCUUCGUGCAAUCAUUGACCGAGUCGAGGAUACACAGGAGAGUUUGAUCGCCAUAGAUUUUGGGGCUCUUACUCUAAUCCUCGCGAAAUUCUUACAUAAUCUCAAGGACGAUGCAUCGGCCCUUAGGGCUAAGGUUAAAAUGUGCCAAUUGGUUGAGGUCGUAGCUAGGAAAAAGGAUCUGUUGGAUCUUCGACAGGAUAUACGAGUUCGUAAUAGUCUCUUGCAGAUCCUUGUGGAUUGGAUGUCGCGGCUGGGCAAGUCCGAGCAAGCUGUCGGGACCACUGCAGUUCGUAGGGAUGAAAUCGGUCGUCUACGUGGGGAUCUUGACAGAGCGGCUUUGAAGGCUCUUGUAAAUCUCCUAGCUCGGCUCCCCCUACAACCCACCGAGAGCCACGACGCGGAUGCAUUAGAUGCCAAAUCGCAGCUCUUUUGCAACUACUUCACCACAUUCCUCAACUUGCUAGAGAAUAGUCAACAUGAAGCUGAGAAGCGGCGGGAUCAGAAUUCUGCUGUGAUCACCCGAGACGAUUCUUCCUCAACGCUAGAGCUUGCUAUCUUGGCAUUGUCCAAUCUCCUCAGUGCAAAUGUAGAUGUUGGUCUCAAGUUUUCCCUUGAGAUUGGGUAUCAUGAAAACAUCGAGAUUAGAACGGCUUUCAUGCAUGUUCUAACUAAUAUUCUCACGCAAGGCACCGAGUUCUCUUCCUUAGGAGAUUCUGCCAUCGGGGAAAAGUAUGAGAGAAUGAUUCAACUUCUCGUUAAUAACUUCAAGUUUGUCCUUGCCUUGUGCCACUCCUGUCCCACGAGUGAAAUUGAUGAAAUCGCUUUCGCGCUGCUCAACAUCUUCGACUCUAAGGGGCUUGGAUUGACUCUCUUGAAGGAGCUUAUUGAGCAAGAAGUUGCUAAUACUGAAAGUGAAUCCGAGCUUCUGCGACGAAACUGCGUCGCAACCAAGAUGCUCUCAGUCUUUGCCAAGUGGAAGGGUGCGAACUACCUCCGCCAGACCCUCCAGAAAGUUCUUGAAAAGUUAUUGAAUUCAGCAGACGAGCUGGACUUUGAGCUGGAUCCAGCCAGAACUUCAUCGCCGGAAGAGCUCCAGCGUAAUGCGCUUCAACUACGCUUUGUCACAAACGUUUUCAUUGAAGAGAUAUGCAAGAGUGUUCCGCAAGUUCCAGCAUCCUUCCGAUAUAUCUGCCACACAAUCACAACGGCCGUCACAACAAGGUUCCCCGAAGCUAAAUUUACUGCCGUCGGGGCCUUUAUUUUCCUUCGUUUCUUCUGUCCUGCCAUCGUGGCUCCCGAUUCCGAGGGUCUAGUGAAAUCUAUACCCAAACGAGGAAUGCGACGAGGACUUCUCUUGAUUGCUAAAGUUGUACAAAAUCUUGCGAACAAUGUUCUUUUUGGUGCGAAAGAGCCUUAUAUGAUACCCUUGAAUGAUUUUUUGACUUUGAAUAUUUAUCGAGUUACAACAUUUUUGCGUGAUAUUUCAAGCCCCAUCAGUAUUCCUGAUCAAGCUGCGGCUGUAGAGGUUUUCGAUUUUGGAAGCUGCAUAGCUUUACAUCGGUUUAUGUACGACCAUUGGGAAGUCGUGCGACAAAAGUUGUUGCAUCCGCGUAUAACGAGCCCGGUGGCUCAGAACAGUGCUACUCCGAAGUAUACGGCGAACGAUCUCAAGGCACCAGUUGCAGAAUUUUCGGCUUUGAUACCGACACUUGGAGCGCCGCCGUUAGAUUUCUCAUGGACUCGGCCGCAGUUACAAGCGACCAUACAACCAUCAUACUACAGGUUUCAGCAAUUUAUGCUGCGGAACUCUGGAAGGAGUGUGGAACCUAUCACCUCUGCUAGGAUUGUGUAUGAUGGCGGUGAGUCAAAGGAUGGUAUGCCUGUUAUCUGUAUUAUCCUCCGCAAUAUCAACGCAGAGACAAUCGAUAUCGAACUACUAAUAUACUGUUUCCUUAAGAUUGCUGGUCGCAUGUGGAGUAAGCCGUUUGGACUUCUCAUUGAUGCGACUUCGUAUACCAUUGGCAAUGAGCUUCCUGACGACCUUCCCAAGAAAGUGGACGCCUUGAGUCCGCCAGAGAUGUUGGCAAAUAUGAAGCGGUUUUACGUCUAUAACAUGAACAGUGCGUAUAGGAAAUAUUUCCGCCGGAUGGUCAGACAUGCAUAUAAAGAUGAUACGAGUGGGUUCCAUCCGAAGAAUAUCGAGUAUACACUGCUUGGAAACUUGAGCGAGCUUGAAAGGCAUUUUCAUCUACCAUCCCUUCAUCUACCAAAAGAUACGAUGUCACUCGUAGCAGACUCCCGAUUUGUGUUCCAGCCAGUCACACGCCUAUCUAAGACUAAGGGUCGGAUUGAUGUGGUGAUCAAGAUCGGCAGCCAGUAUAUACAGAUUACGACUACCAAAAAGCAGGAUAUUUUACCGGGACUAAGGAUGCAGGCUGUAGUCAAUGAUAUUUUCUCACUAUCGGAGAUCGAAGAAGCAAAUGCGUCUUUCCACACAGAGGAAGAGAAUGCGUUUGGCAUCAAGACAGAGAACGGUAAGGUUGCAAUGUUCUUCUCGAGCCCAAGGAGAGCCGAUAUUCUUCACCAUAUCAAAUCAGCGAAAUCAAAGUCGAUGAAAGAUAGCCGACCGUCACCGCUUAGUGAGAGAGUCAUUCGACCCGAGGACGUCCCCGGUACACUCCUCAACAUCGCGCUUAUGAACAUGGGAAGUGCAGAUCAAUCACUAAGGAUUUCUGCUUAUAAUCUGCUUUGCGCUCUAUGCCAAACGUUCAGGUUUAAGGUUGAUCGACAGUUUGUUAGUGCAAAGGGGCUUAGCAUACCGGCGGACUCGCUCAAUCUGAUAGUUGGGGUUAGCGAAAAGUUGGCUGCGAAUGAGCCGCAAUUGACUUUUGAUUUCUUGACCGAAUUCUUUGUCGGCUGGGCCAAGUCGCCGUUACAGCAGAGGCCUUUGAGUAUAUUGUAUAUGGCGCCGUGGCUGGUAAACCUUCAUUCGCAGGUUUUGGCACUUGACGGUGAUAGCGAGCGGGGUAAAGAGCGGCUUGCGGGAAUCGCUCGAAAGCUGAUAGAGAUAACGGUCAACGAAACAAUUCUCUAUAGCAACUUCCAGCAAAAUGCAUGGUCGGUUAUUAGCAGGGAUGAGAGUUUGUUGGAGGUGUUCUUCGAGGAGCUUAUUAAAAGCGCUAUCAACUAUGGGUUUGGUUCCGCAGAAGCCGAAGUGAUCGGGUCCAUCGCUGCAUCGUUUGGGACGCUGACAAUGCGUGGAAAGAUCAUUGCAAGGGUCAGGAAGGCCUUGAAUAGAACCUCGCUCAGGCCCACAAGACACCUCAAGGAUAAUGUGAUAUGGAAAGAGAUGUGCGUUCUUCUUCGAAUAUGCUUGGCUAUCUCUUUUGACAGCAGGGCACAGGCACAGAUGUUCUUGCCCGAGCUAUUCCACAUUAUCACCAUGGUUGUCAAUUGCGGAAGUACAAACGUUAGAACUACAGUGCACAGCUUACUCAUAAAUACUGUCCACUCUAUAUGUACGUCUUUCCCGCUCGAUGACGAGAAUCUGGGGAAGCUUAAAGCAAUUCUCGCAUCCCUCUCGGAGCCGAAACUUGGACUCCUGUUCAGUAUACACCGACAGACCUCACGGGAUGGCACGAUCGAAGAGAACCGGACGACGACAGAGAGUAAUUCAUCGACAUCCUCCACGGAGACAAUCACAAAUCUGCUAUUAGAGAUUAUUAGUAUCGCUGCCCCUUCCGUUGAUAUGGCCAACAUCUGGAGGGCUAGGUGGAUGAGCCUUGUCGCGAGCACGGCUUUCCAAAAUAACCCAGCAAUCCAACCGCGUGCGUUUGCAGUUAUGGGAUGCCUGGCCCGGGAAGAUGUCGACGACGAUCUUCUUUACCAAGUCCUUGUGGCACUCCGUAGUGCUCUAGCAAGAUUUGUGGAACAGGGUGAUGCAGAAAUGUUAGUCAGCAUCAUCACGAGUUUGACGAAGAUGGCAAAUAACCUACCACCUUCGUCAAGAUACCUGCACCAAAUGUUUUGGUUGGCGAUGUCCCUUAUCCGCGUGGGACCACCUUCGCUCUUCAAUUGCUCUGCUGGGCUCCUGCAAGCUGUCCUACGAGUUAUUGCAUCAUCGGAUGAGUUCAAGGAUGGGAGAAUGGCCGUUGUGCUCAUGCAAGGGAGGUUUACGGUAGAAGAAGCUGCCGCUGCGGUCGAUGACCUCUUCGGUAUCAACUUUGAGAUGGCAUUCUUUGCCUAUUCCGCCUGCUUCUGUAUCGUCAAAGGAUUGUCCGAUCCCACUACCCGGGCUGUGACCUUGCGCACUUUCACAACCUUCUUAGAAGUCGUCACUACAAACAUUCCCGAAACUGAAAAGGGAGAAAUGCAUAGCUCUUAUAUCCCAUACUUAAGCUGCUUGGUUCCUCGAGCGGCGAACGCUGAUGAUUGGAAGGAUAUAUGGCUAGGUGGCGUACCAAUGCAAAAGGCCGAGAACAUAAUGAAUUGGUCGCAGUUGAUACAGAGGAUCAUUGCAACAGACAAAAAGGAGCUGUUGCUUUGUCUUGCAUUAACGGUUAUUGACUUCCGAACGUCGGAUGAGAGCAUACAAACUGCUGGUCUGCAAUUGUUUGAGCAUACUGCCGCACAUCGUCCGGAGGUGUUCAUUCUUAUGCACGACCGUGUCAUGGCUGAACUAGAAGAAAUCUUAGUAUCUUCGCAAAGCCAGACAAUGUUGAAGGCAACACACGAAGUAAUUAGGAAAAUAGCAGGCGACAGGCGGUUCUCUGACCGCCAGGGAACGCAGGACGUGUUGGACCGAAUACUCGAGAGCAUUGGAUUCUCGGGUAUAUGGUCUUCGACGACAUUUAAGAGGACAUCGAAUGAUCAGGAACGGAUGUGUGUUGACCGUUUAAUUGAAUUGAUUAUUGCGUAA